This is a messenger RNA of Rotaria sordida, 2827 nucleotides long. The record is from the annotation of a GenBank genome assembly. NCBI's taxonomy places the organism in Eukaryota, Metazoa, Rotifera, Eurotatoria, Philodinida, Philodinidae.
AACGGGAACCCGCAUCGGGUUCCCAGGAACGGGAACCCGCAUCGGGUGCCGGGUUCCCAGGAACAGGAACCCGCCCCGGGUUCCUAAGAAUGAGGAACCCUGUUGCAAAUCGUUCAGAAUAGAAAUUUAGGUGCGGUUCCCAGUUUUUGGGAACCCGGUGUGGGUUCUCGUUCCUGGGAACCCAGGAACCCGGAGAGACUUGUCUCAAAACGAAAGAAAAAGUAUGUGUAUGAACUCUAGUCUGUUCAAAAAUGCACAGAAAUGAAUUUUCAACUGGGUUCCCGUUCCUAGGAACCUGGAGUGACUCGUCUCAAAACGAAAGAAAAAGUAUGUCUAGGAACUCAAGCGCGUUCAAACAUGCACAGAAAUGAAUAACUAAGUGGGUUCCCGUUCCUAGGAACCCGGAACCCGGUGCGGGUUCCCGUUCCCAGGAACGGAAUCCGAAACUGACACCCCUAGAUAUCAUAGACAAGUGCUAGUCGCUGAAUAAAUUCUAGGAUAGGUUUUCUCUGGAUCGGGAUUACACCUAGAUUAGAUUCACUGAGACUAGAAAAAGUCUAAAAAAAAAGAGCUGUCCGCAUAGGCUGUCAUCGUGGAGUUAUGAAUAUCUUAUCGGAUUUUCGACUUAUGGCAAGGCAUUCAUGGAAAAACUAAAAAGAUGAAAUUUUCAUGUGAACUUUUGUUCAUAAAUAGGCUCCUUAGGAUAUCCUAAAAGUUUCUAUCAAACUAAAGAAGAAACCAUCCGUUUUAGCUGGAAUUUUCAUGAGUUUUUAAGAAUCAUAAAACCUAAUAGAUGGUCCGAAAGUUUCCGCACCAAAUGUUUCUUCAUUUUUCGACCGAUUAAGUAUGUCAGUAGAAACUUUCAAAUAAUGGGUUAGAUUCAGAAUUUAUGCUCUGAAUUUUUGUAGGACUCAUAGUUUAGAAGUUAUGAGCGAAUCUUUGGAAGGCUCAAAAAUAAAGUUUGGACGGAAGCAGUUGAAUUAACAGAUCCAAAGAACCAAAAUGUGAUCGUAUGUCUUUUGGAAUUGAUUUUCUGCUCUUUUUCACCAAUCUUUCUCAGCACUAUCUUAUUUCCGUCGUAAAGACGUCCAAUUUAGCUUAGCCCAAGUUCCUUUUCCUUGAUUACAUCGCGUUUUGAAAUUUUUUGGAUCAGCAUCUUGACAACAUACGUCCUUCUCAACAAUAAUAUCCCUUAUUGAAUUCCUUCUAUUAUCAAUUUUUUACACAGUGUCAAGGGCGAGUCCAUUCUUUACAAAGUGAGCUAAGAACUGAGCAUCUUUUCAGAAAUAAUCAAGCUCUUUUUGACAGUCUGGAAAACAGGCAAUUUCGAAAACAUCUCUGUGUCUCUUACUAAAACUCUCAUUACUCAGAGAAGCCUCAUUGUAAAUUAAUGAUCAGGCUAUCAUUUUGUAGAGAAAUGUUUAGUCUUUCUUCGGAGGUAUCUGAAAUAAAUUUUACAUUUACUUUGGACGUUUUUUUGUGCACUGAAACCUGUCCAAACUUUGUUUUUAAGCCUUCCAAAGAUUCGCUCAUAACUCCUAAACUAUGAGUCCAACAAAAAUUCAGAGCAUAAAUUCUGAAUCUAACCCAUUGUUUGAAAGUUUCUACUGACAUACUUAAUCGAUCGAAAAAUAAAGAAACAUUUUGUGCGGAAACUUUCGGACCCCCCGCUAUACAGAGAGUAAACACAUAACUUUCUAAAAUCUUUUUCAUAAAUUUAUUUCCUAAUAAAUUCUUUUAUAUAAUUAAAUUUUCAUUCUAGAAUUUAGCUGAAGCUGAAUAUAUUGUUGCUGUUUAUAUGUAUAUGCGUUUACUUGGUUAUCCAGCUCAGAAAAUUUCUAUAUUAACAACAUAUAAUGGACAAAAAUUUCUUAUACGUGAUGUACUUAAUAAACGUUGUGGAAAAAAUCCUCUUCUUGGACUUCCAAUGAAAGUAACAACUGUUGAUAAAUAUCAAGGUCAACAAAAUGAUUAUAUUCUUCUUUCACUUGUUCGUACAAAAGCUGUUGGUCAUUUACGUGAUGUUCGUCGAUUGGUUGUUGCAAUGUCUCGAGCACGUCUUGGUUUAUAUAUAUUUGGACAAGUUAAUCUAUUUGAAAGCUGUUUUGAAUUAACACCGGCUUUUAAUUUAUUAACAAAACGUCCAAUUAAAUUAUAUUUAUUACCCAAUGAAACAUAUCCAAGCAUGCGUGAGGAAAAACGUGAUCAAUCGAUUGUACAUCAAGCAACUGUUAUGGAAAAUAUGCCACAAAUGGCUGAUUUUGUUUAUAAAUUUUAUAAUCAAAAAUUAAUUGCAUAUCAAGAACAAAAACGCCAAGAAGAAUUAUCUCGUUAUGAUCCUGAACGUGAUCUACCAUAUGAUCCAUUACAACCAUCGAUUCGUGCACCUGAUGAACGUAUUAUUAAUGAAAAUUCAAUAGAUAAUUUAUCAAAUGAACAAAUAAUAAAUGAAAAAAAUUCUACAACAGAAUAUAUUCCAUCACGACAACAACAUCAAGUAUCUGGUACAACAUUUCGACAUGAUCCAAAUAUUGAAAGUUCAACUAUUGAAAAUCGUGAUGAUGAUGAUGAUGAUGAAGAUGUUUAUGAUCCAAAUAAACCGACACUUUUUCAAAAAAUUCAACCACAAACAUCAAAUACAACUGAACAAAUACAAUCAACACCAAUGAACGUUCCAUCAGAUACAACUGCACCAAAGAAAACUCAAAGUGAUGAAGAACCUACUGAUGCAUCGGAAGAUGACUUGAAUAAGGCGGCUAUCUUUCGCAGUGUAUUCCAUCAAGACAAUGAAAUGGAUACAAUCCCAGCAUUGAACGAUGAAAACUAG